AUGGCCCGAGAGUUGCAGGCCGAGUUAAGCCCUAUGGCCGAGUGGGCACAAAGUGGGAGCAAGGCUUCGGUCGAUGCUUUGAUGAACAGCUGGUGCACCCGGCUGGAGAGCCUUGGCUCUCUGUCGUUAGGGCAAGCCAUGCAGAUGAAGCAGACGAUCCAGGAUCUGAGCUUCGAGAGCACCCUGUCAGAACGGUUGCUUGAAAAAGUUGAAGCCAAAGUUCUGGCAACGGCCACGGCUGCAACACCGCCGCCAGAUACUACAUAUACGCCGAACAAGCGAAAGGAGGAAAGCAAGCCGCAGACCUUGCUGAAGCCGGGAAACUUCAUCACGGUCACUGAGUGGUCUAUGCUGGAAAAGAACCUCACAGAACAGACGGUCAAGAAAGGCCUGGCCUUCCUCUUGGCACUGGCAGCCGGCGAGCUCAGUCAGAUGCCGACAUAUGAAGAGAUCUACGAAGAGGUCCAGGUCUUCAAGCUGCCGAGGCCAGAUGGCCAGGCCGCCGUGUCUGAGCAGCAUGCGAACGAGUUCCAGAGCCGCAUGGAGCAGUGCUUCGGGCGACUGGAAAGACUGCUGGACCAGGGCUGCGGUCAGAAUGCCAUCCAGGAUGGUGGGCGAAGGGAGCUGCAGCUUGCUGCAGGCGCCAAUAUCUUGCAAAGGACCCCUGGACGGAACUCCAUCACAGGAGGCGACCUGAGCAGCAGCAGUGCCGGGGUCGGCUUUGCUCUGGGCAACCCAGCCCAGGCGGUUUCGGCUGCGACACAGCAGACCUCGCCAGGGCGACAGUCGGCCUUGCAGCUGGCCCUGCCUCCAGCCGAAGAACCCGAAGCAACGGAGUCGCUCCCUGCCGAGAACGAUCUCGAGGACGAAGAUUUGUUCCGAAAGCUCAAAGAUCGCAAAGCUGGGAUUCUGAAGAAGCCGGCUGCUGCAGCUGCAGCGAGUGGCCAAGGAAACUUGGCCAAGAACAAGACAAAAACGAAUGGCCAAGGCCAAGAUCCAAAGAAGAAGGGCAAGGGCAAAGGCAAAGGAAAGUCCAAGGACAAGAGUGCUUCGAAGAAAGGCCAAGGCAAAGCAAAGGAGCAGCAAGCCCAAGGCUCGCAUGGAAAGCGAAAGUUCCAAAUUGUCUGGGAGGACGGCUGCAUCCAGAAGAACUAUGCUUCUCGCAUGUCCAAGCGAGCCGGAACGUGGGCAAAGCAGCAAGGCUUCUCGGAGCAGCAAGUGGUAGAGUGCCAGCGAGAGGCCCACAGAGAGGCCAUUCUGCUGUGGAAGAAGAAGAACGGCUGCUAA
Messenger RNA from Symbiodinium sp. CCMP2592, 1287 nucleotides. NCBI's taxonomy places the organism in Eukaryota, Dinophyceae, Suessiales, Symbiodiniaceae. The record is from the annotation of a GenBank genome assembly.